UACGCAUGCGUAAUGAACUUACCAUCCAACAUGGCGGCCACUCGUGGCUCUGGAUUACUGGGCCGUUGCGUUUAUUGCGCUAGAUCUGCCUUGAAAACGGCAGGAAACGCACAAUCUCGCAACAUCUCAACACUCAAUAACUAUUCAAGGCUCAGGAAAAGUUUGGUCAGUGCAAGACUCAGCAAAGCUGAGAUCGUAAGAAAAGUUCCAGUAGGAGUGUUAGGGUCUUGCUGUAAAAGAGAAUUUCACACAUCAGACAACUUACAAAGAAAAGAUUAUUAUAAAAUUCUCGGAGUACCCCCAAAUGCAAAUCAGAAAGAGAUCAAGAAAGCUUACUUUGAGCUUGCUAAGAAGUACCAUCCAGACACAAAUAAGGACAAAAGUGCUUCCGAAAAAUUCCAGGAAGUCAGUGAGGCUUAUGAGGUACUCAGUGAUGAUGGUAAAAGAAAAGCAUAUGAUAGUUUUGGACAGACUGAUUUCUCAGGUGCCCAAGGUGGUCCAUUUGGAGGUGCUGGAUUUGAUGCAGAGGAUAUAUUAAAGUCAUUUUUUGGUGGUCAAAGUGGUCCAUUUGGGGGAGGUUUCAGGGCAGGAGGAAUGGAUUUUGAGGAUAUUCAACAAGCUCAGCAAUACAUGAUGAAUCUGUCAUUUAUGGAAGCAGUCAAGGGUUGCAACAAGGACAUGACGAUAAAUACCAGGGUUACUUGUGAUCGCUGCGAUGGAAAGAAGGCAGAGCCCGGCACAACACAUUCGAAAUGUACCACCUGUAAUGGGACGGGACAGGAAACUGUGAACACAGGUUUUUUCUAUAUGAAGUCUACUUGCCGCAAGUGUGCAGGGCAAGGUUAUAUCAUCAGUACGCCAUGCCGAAAGUGCAGAGGGAAGGGAAGAGUCAAUGAAUCAAGGAAAAUAACAGUACCUGUGCCAGCAGGCGUGGAUAAUGGACAGACUGUGAGAAUACCUGUUUCUUUCGGGGAAGUCUAUGUGACAUUCAGGGUAUCUGAGAGCAAGAUCUUUGAGCGUGAUGGAAUCAACAUUUACUCCUCUGCAUCAAUUAGUUUUACUCAGGCAAUUCUUGGUGGAAAGAUCAGAAUUCCGGGCAUACAGGGUGACAUGGAUCUGAAGAUUCCCCCUGGAACCCAGUCUCACCAGCAAAUGCGACUAACAGGGCGUGGUGUUCCUAGAAUCGACGGUCUUGGAAAAGGGGACCACUACGUCAGCUUUAAAGUUCAUAUACCUAAAUACUUAAAUGAGAAACAGAAGGCUCUUAUCUUGGCAUUUGCUGAACUUGAGGAUGAUGUCAGUGGCACGGUAGAUGGAGUCUCAAAGGAUGGCUCAGGUACCAAGACUGCAAGCGAAGAGUGCAGCUGGCUUGACAAGUUGCGAAAAGUAUUCACGCCCACCAGUGAAAAAACCCAAGACGGUAAUUCAACAGAUGAUGAUGAUAAACAGAAGGGACAAGCGAAAAUGUGAAGAGCCUAACUUCAAAUCCACCCAUAGACACACAAGAAUGAACUUUUCUGCUUAAUAUGAUAACAUAACCUGAUAACUAAUUCUCAUCACUUGGUCAGACGAGAUAAAAGACGAAUGGUUUGUGGUGGGGAUGAACUGUGUUUAUUUGGGUAACUUUUUUAAGUGGUAUACCUACUACUGAGGUUAUAAGGAAGUUUUAUUCAGGACAAUCACAGCUAAGCUGUUUGAAUAUUAACAGAGAUAAAAAUACGUAAAAGCCUAAAAGUAUUGUAAUCCGAGUAGUGGGUUGUUUUAAGAACGGGUAGUUUCCUUGUAUUAGGCUUGGUUCCAGGCGAAACCAACGCCAGCCAAGGAAGAAGGUCUUUAAUAUUUUACUCAUAAAGGAUAAUAUUAGAAAUUGCCCUGUGUAUGGUCUGCUUAUGUAUGUGACAACGUUGUGUAUGUAAUCAGCACAAUCCUUAGAAAAGAAUGCACAAGAAUCCUAUGGCUACUUUAUCAGAUGGCCUGGUAUGUCUUUUUUCUUGUUACUCUACUACUGCUAAAUAAAGGAACCCUCAUCCCUCCUCA
Messenger RNA from Nematostella vectensis (starlet sea anemone), 2037 nucleotides. Its product is annotated as dnaJ homolog subfamily A member 3, mitochondrial. Gene Ontology annotation, cellular component: mitochondrion. The coding region runs from base 13 to 1470 and encodes 485 amino acids. Lineage: Eukaryota; Metazoa; Cnidaria; Anthozoa; Actiniaria; Edwardsiidae. Gene Ontology annotation, molecular function: heat shock protein binding; ATP binding. The record is from RefSeq and is a predicted model, not a curated record. Gene Ontology annotation, biological process: protein folding; negative regulation of apoptotic process; mitochondrion organization. The transcript has 14 exons.